Molecule: messenger RNA, 546 nt
Organism: Cryptomeria japonica (Japanese cedar)
Lineage: Eukaryota; Viridiplantae; Streptophyta; Pinopsida; Cupressales; Cupressaceae
Product: non-specific lipid transfer protein GPI-anchored 5-like
Exons: 5
Coding region: 1-546 (181 amino acids)
Biological process (GO): lipid transport
Molecular function (GO): lipid binding
Source: RefSeq, a predicted model, not a curated record
AUGGCGAAAGCAAAGAUUGUAAUGGCUUUCAUGGUCAUGGUGGCUUUGAUUGGCGGUGCUGACGUGGCUGCACUGUCAUCUGAAUGUGGUUCUGUGCUUCAAACCUUGAUUCCCUGCCUCGGUUUCGUUACAGGCGCCGAUCCAAAGCCAUCUGGAGAGUGCUGCACAGCCUUCGGCAACGUUGUCAAAACCCACUUCAACUGUCUCUGCGAGGCGUUAAAUGGCAAUAGGGGUGGAUUGAAUAUCAAUAUGACCAAGGUGUCAGAACUUCCCCAGGACUGCAACGUUCAAACUCCACCUAUCAGCAGUUGCAACAAAGGUACACCAAAGCCUUCUACAAUCCCUGGAUGGUCUGGUUUCCCUGGUUCCGGUGCACCCGAGCCUUCUCCAAACCCAUUCAAAUGGCCUUUAUUCCCCGAUUCACCUGCUCCCGCUCCAGAUAACGCAGGCGCAAUGUUUGCACCGUCAAUGGUGGCGAUCUUUUCGUUGACAGCACUGUGUCAUGGCUCUCAAGACAGAGUACGUUAUCCAAAUUGUACUAGGUAA